AUGGUUACCAUAUCAGAGAUUAAGGAAACAAAAGCGUACAAAGUAUUGAGUUCCGUGAUAUCAUUUCUCAUUUCACAAUGGUUCUUCUUGUUUUUAGGAGCAUUUAUUGCGAUAGCACAUUCAUACCCCGAGUUUGCUAAGCAAGGAGGGACAGUCAGAGCAGAAUAUUCGAUUCAAUAUGGUGCAGUAGCGGUGAUUUUCUUGAUUAGUGGAUUGUCUAUGUCAACGACGCUGCUUCGCGUCAACUUAUUGAACUGGAGGGCACAUUUCACUGUUUUGUCGACAUCAUUUUUAAUUACAAGUUCAAUUAUAUACGGAAUAGCGUGUGGGAUAAAAGCUGCUAACGACCCGUCUAUGGACGAGUGGUUGUUAGCAGGUAUGAUUGUAACACAUGCAUGUCCAACUACUGUUUCAUCGAAUGUGGUUAUGACCAAACAGGCUCAUGGAAAUGAUGUGUUGACAUUAUUGGAAGUAUCGGUGGGAAAUAUCUUAGGGGCCUUUAUAACUCCGGCGUUGGUCCAGAUGUACUUGGUGGGUACUUGGGAGUUUGCCAAUCCAACCCAUCAAUCUUCUGGCGACACUACAAUUCAAGAUUUAUAUAGAGAAGCUAUGAAACAACUAGGAUUAUCGUUGUUUGUGCCGUUAUUUGUGGGCCAGGUAAUUCAAAAUAUCUUCCCAAAACAAACUAAGUGGACCUUAACGACAUUCAAGUUAGCCAAAGUUGGAUCUUUUAUGUUGUUGUUAAUUAUGUUUCAGUCAUUUUCAACUGCAUUUGCCCAGGAUGCUUUUACCUCCGUCAGUCAUGAAUCGAUUAUUUUCCUUGUAUUUUUCAACAUUGGAAUUUACCUUUUCUUCACAGUCUUGACUUAUUACUAUUCGAGACCAUUAUUUAUAUUGAGAUAUUUCAACGAAGAACCUAACGAAUCGCAUUCUAAAGCUUACAAUUACGGUUACAAGUUACUUAGACCUUUCUACUAUAAUAGACGGGACACAGUGGCCAUAAUGUUAUGCGGGCCCGCAAAAACUGCGGCCCUAGGUGUAUCUAUUAUCUCGUCACAGUAUGGUUCAAAAAAUGAAAACUUAGGUAAAUUGUUGGUUCCUUUGGUGUUAUACCAGGCUGAGCAGGUGAUUACUGCCCAGGUUUUAGUCAAUUUCAUGAGAAAGUGGAUUUAUGCAGAAGAUAAAAAACCUGAUGAUAUAGAAAGUGACGAGCAUGGAGAUAAAAAUUCUCCUGUUGAGACCGAACAGUCCAACUCAGUGGACGAUAAUAAUGACACAACAAGUCAAGUUAGCAGACAUAACUCUAGCAUUACAAAUAAUAAUAAGCUUUCUUCAUAG
Molecule: messenger RNA, 1338 nt
Organism: Debaryomyces tyrocola
Lineage: Eukaryota; Fungi; Ascomycota; Pichiomycetes; Serinales; Debaryomycetaceae
Source: the annotation of a GenBank genome assembly